UCUCAUGCUUUCGCCGAAAAGCAUUUUAAAAAUCUGACUUGUUGCCUGGAUUCACAACGAGUGUAGCUUUAAUUCGAUACCCUGCAUGUGUAUUUUAAUGAACUUUUGAGUUUUAACUAAUACUAUUAGCAUUUAGCGUAGCGCAUUUGCAUUUCCAGAGCUCUAGUUGGGACGCAAGCGUCCCGAGUAGAAGCAACAGGUUAAGUAAACAUAUCCGUAGACGAUGUUUAAAACUUAUGAUUAAUGAUUUGAGUCAAAGGGGAAUUAUCAUUAGGUUUUAGUUAUAGUUCACUUAUUGAGUUUCUGAUUCGAGGUAGCAUUAGUGAAUGAGAGUUAGGUGUGUGGUGUCUCAUUUUUAGAGGCCUCCUGGGAUUAUAACUUUGGGGAGAGUGGGGGAGAGAGCAGCUUUAAACGACCAAAUUGAAAAAGGUCUGCAAAUUAUACACAUAAAACAACUGUUAGAACUGUUUGUUUUAGUGCAAGGGUAUUUUAAAGAGGCACGCUCACAUAUGGAACCUUAUGAGAUGUUAUUUUAUGGGUUUUAAUUACACAGGUGACUAUUUCUAUUGUAAGGAUAAAGGAUUCGUUAUGUCUAUAAUGGUAUGACCUUUUGACCUUAUCAUGACUGGCUUCUGAGGUCUGAUCAGCCUCAGGGGAGAGUCAUUUGUAUAAUGAAUAUUGAGUUCAUAUUGAGUCAUAUUGAGUUACUAGUUUUAAGGUAAAUUCAUUAGAAAUGAAGCAGUUUUGGUUGAGGGGUUAUAAUUAGUGUUUGAACCGCAAAUGAGAAAGUGGUUCAGGAUUCCGUCUUAUAACAUUAGCUGUGAAGUUGUUGAAUGGGCUAUUAGUGAUUUGGUAUUGUAACAGAGAGAAAGUCAUAUUCAUCAUUGAGAAUAAAUAGGGGAAGAUAACAUAUUUUGAGCCAACAGGGCAGGGAAGAAAUUGAGAUAUUUUUGUUUGGUUUUAACACCCGUGUACAGGAGUGUCAAAAGACGGGGGACAUUACCUGUGUAAUGGGGGAGGGUGUCCGUAUGGGGAUUACAUGAUAACCAACUUAGGACAGUUCUGGGAUUGGAGAAGAGGAUAUCCUUAUAGCAUAGGGGAUCCCAUAAAGGUGGAUAGGUUUUCCAUGAUAUGGGGGAAACCUGGGAGCACUGUUGAACUUUGUAAAGGUGAUGAAAUCCUACUAACCAUCAAAACUAUUAAGCUCUCUGAUGCAGGCACUUACACCCUCGGACCACAAAGGACCGUGACAGACACGAUGGGUGUGUUUCCUAUUAAGGUACUGCCAAAACCAGAGGUCCCAGACGAACCAGGGCCAGACAUACUCCUCUACCACCCCUGGACCGAACCUGCCACCACUGGAUAAAAAAUCCCAUUCAGGUAAUUAAUGUUAGACUAUUCAACUAUUAAUCAAUUAGGCACUGAGACUGGUUUUGAUGGUAGGGACAAUUUGUGGCUGUCUUAUAAAGAAUAGACUUGCUUUGGAUAUGCUUCUUGCCAGUCAGGGGGCGUCUGCAAGAUGUUCGGUGAACAAUGUUGCACGUAUAUUCCUAAUAACACCAGUCCAGAUGGUAGUAUAUCUAAUGCCCUUAAAUGGGCUUGAUGCACUAUCUGCUGAGAUGAGGACCAUGGCGGGGGUGGAGGAGUCUGAUGUCUUGGCCUGGUUUGGUAAGUACACUGGUAUGGUGGUUACUGGAUUUCUGACCCUAAUUAUUGUAUUUUUGUUAUUGAUGUGUUGUGCUGCUUGCAUCAUACCGUGUUUCAAGAAGUCUGUUACAGAUGUGGUGAAGGCUUCAGGCAUGAUGCCUUUGCUUGAUGCUCCAGUUGGAGAUGCGGAUACUGAAGCAUGCUUUCAGGGGAGGAUGAGACUGACUGAGGAUGACCCAUGUAUGUUUGUUCUCCCUGUCGUGAAGGGUGGCAUGGUGCCCACCUGGUGCAGGAUAGGAGUAGCUGAGAGGACCAGAUGGGUUAUAAUAAUGCUUUGUUCUGCUUUACUCUGUUUUCCAUGACCAAAGUUUUAUUCCACACUUUGCAACACAUAUUAAAUCCAUGUUAUUGUCAGAUAGAAUACUGAGGGUCCCCAAGGAGAGGGCUUGUUAGUGUAGGAAGGAUUUUUAAUAUGGUUAGCAUUUAUUAGACCUUGAUUGAUUAUUAUAAGUUUUUAAAUAGUAUUACAUUUAACAGGAAUAUAGGACAUCUGUGAUAAUUUAGGAUUAUUGUUAGGAUUAAGAUAGAUUGAUUAAGGAAAUGUAAGGAAUUUAGAGAAAAGCCAUAUCUAUAGACAUGAUAGUUCCAUGCGAGAGGGGAGUCUAACAAUUAGUGGCGUGAGAUAACGAUUAUUAGAGUUCUUUACUGACACAACCGGAAAAUACGGUUUUAACUAGGGCCUUACAAACCCUGGGCUUAUAGUUGUAAGGUUAGACCUAAAAAUCUGAUUCAAAAGUCAAAGCUAUUGGUAAGAUUUCCAUAAAAGAGCUAAACUUAAUCAUGAGAGAUUAAGCCGAAUAAGCAGGAGAGGGUAACUUAAAUCUAAAGAAAUGAGAUAAAGCCAAACAGUGAGACAUGUAGUUCAAAUUUGGAAACAUGAGAAACAGAGCCACAGGCAGACAGAAGAGCCCUCCCCCGCACUGCAGAGACCUUGAAGGUUGGAGAGCAGAGAGAAGUUUAGAAGGGGAGCCAGGACGAGCAAAGAUAACAUAGUGUGUAGAUAACAGUUACUGAGUGGAGACAAAAGCGAGAAUUGGACAUGUGGAAAAUGAAAGGGGCACUCCUAAAUGAUAAUGUCAGACAUAAGGAUAAUUCACUAAAUCUUACCUUAAGUCAUUGUUUAAAAAUAAGGCAAGGUGGUUACCUGGGCAGAGCCAGGUAACAAAGGGGGGAUGGGUAAAUAGUGUUCUAGAAUAGGAUGUGACCUACGGGAUAAUUAACUAAUACUUUUUUUUUUAGCUAAUAAACAGAACGAAUAAGAAACUGUUUUAUUAACCAAACCUGUAUGUCCAAGAUUUUAUGCACUACAGGUGAAAUACAGGUGAAGUCACUCAAUCCAGUCCCAUAGGCCUGUUGGGGGGACCAUUCCAAGUACUACUGGUGACUGCCUUCGCUGUGAGAUUAGCCGAAAGAUCUACCUGGGUGCAUAUCACACAUGACUGCAGGGUGGGAGAUGCAACAAUGGCCUUGAGAACAGCAGGAAGUGUGUUGGUGGUCUUUCUCUGGUCUGUAGCAGUGGUACUGGGUCAGGAUGGCUGGAGUGUUACAUACACCACUCAGAGUAUCUGUACCUUGAAGGGGUCAGGCUCUUACACAUAUCCCAGUGGCUAUACAAUCACAACAACCUUCUGGUUCACUAAAUAUGAUGCUGAGGUUCCUGUUAGUCUGAGUGAUGACCCAGACUACAAAGGACGUGUGACGUACCAUGAGGAUGAAGAGAAUGGUCACACCCUGACAAUCACAGACCUGAGAGAGAGUGACUCAGCUGCGUACAUGUUCAGAUUUACAGAUCAGACUGGAACAUGGAGAUAUACUGGCGAACCUGGAGUCACUCUGUCUGUUACAGGUCUUCAGGUGAAGGUGACUGGUGGACAUCAGGAUAAGACACUGACCUGUAGCACCACAUGUACUCUGACUGACAACCCCACCUACAUCUGGUACAAGAACGGACAACAUCUAGAUGAGAGCACCUCCCCCCAGUACAAAGACCCAGUCUCCAGUAACUAUGAAGACAGCUACUCCUGUGCUGUAAAAGGCCAUGAGGACCUCCACUCUCCUGCAGUGUGUGUCCAGGAUCAGGACUGCAACAUAGUGACUUACACCAAGAGGACAAUCUGUGCCUUGAAGGGGUCAACAGUGGACAUAUCCUGUACUUAUGGCAGUGGUUAUGAUACUGUCAUAUCAUCACUCUGGUUUAGUCCUAAACAGAGAUCUAGGUGGAGGGAUAAGUUGAUGCCUGAGGACCUAACCACAGACCCAGGAUAUGCAGGUCAUGUGGAGUAUGUUGGAGAGAAGGAGAGAGGUCGCUCCACCCUGAGAAUCACAGAUCUGAGAAUCACAUAUCUGAGAGAGGAGGACUCUGCUGAGUACAAGUUCAUAUUCAACACACAGACAUCAAGAUGGGGACACAGUUUCCCUGGAACAACUCUGACUGUCACAGACCUGCAGGUGAAGGUGACACCUGCCACAGAGGCAGGGAAGAGGACACUGACCUGUAUCACCACCUGUACUCUGACUGACAACCCCACCUACAUCUGGUACAAGAACGGACACAAAGUAAAGGAGGACACUUCCAGCCUGUAUUCAGACUCCUUUAGUGAUGCAGACAGUUACUCCUGUGCUGUAAAAGGCUAUGAUAAUAUCUUCUCUCCUGCAGUGUGUCAGAAGUGUUGGAGUUUGACUUACACCCAUCAGAGUAUCUGUGCCUUGAAGGGGUCAACAGUGGACAUAUCCUGCUCUUACACAUAUCCCAGUUACCAUGAGAUCAAACAAGCUUUCUGGUUUACUAAAUGGUCUGGUAUGGAGGCUGAAGAUCUGAGCUCAGUGCCAGGGUAUGAGGGUCAUAUAGAGUACCUUGGGGAUAAGGAGAGGGACUGUACUCUGAGAAUCACAGACCUGAGAUUGAGUGACUCUGCUGGGUUCAGAUUCAGAUUCAUAACAUCUGGAGAAAAGUUUUCUGGCUCACCUGUCUCCCUGACUGUCUCAGAUGUUGUGUUGGAGAUGGAUCCUACAUCUGUGUCAGAGGGGGAGAGAGUCACACUGAGAUGUAGAACCAAAUGUACACUGGUCCCCAACACAGCCUACAGUUGGUAUAAGAAUGGACAGUCUAUACCAAACAGCAACACCUCCUCUCCUGUCUAUAUCCUAUUCUCAGUCAGCAGUGAGGAUACAGGCAGAUACUCCUGUGCUGUAGAAGGACAUGAGGAUCUCCCCUCUGCUGAAGAGACUCUCACUGUCAGAUAUGGACCAAAGGUCACCUCAGUAUCAGUCAGUCCCUCUGGUGACAUAGUGGAUGGCAGUUCAGUGACUCUGACCUGCAGCAGUGAUGCCAACCCACCUGUGGACAAAUACACCUGGUACAAGAAGAACGUAACCUCACCAAAAGCAUCAGGACAGAGUUACAGCAUCACUAACAUCAGCUCUGAGGACAGAGGAGAAUAUUACUGUGAGGCCCAGAAUGGAAGAGGAUCUAUGAACUCUACAGCUCUGAUGAUCAUUGUAGCAGUAAAUCCUGCAGCAGUGUUUCCCUGGGUUCAUGUGGUCUGGGUGGGGGCUGUCCUGACUGCUGGAGCUCUGCUCCUCGCCAUCUACUGCACUCUGAAGAGGAGAUACACAGGAGGAAGUGAUGCCACAACAGACACACAGAGUGUCCAUCCUGACUGUAACAGUGACACUUACACAGGUCUGAAGAUGAGGACCAUGUCCCCUGACUACGACUCUCUGGCAAGUGUCCAUUCUGACCCUAACAGUAACAAGUGCACAUCUCUGAAGAAGAAUACCAGGUCACCAGAGUGACAUCCAGGCAGUAGAGAGAUAGUGAACCACCACAGAGCCUGGACUGAAUAGAACCACCACAGAACCUGGACUGAAGAGAACCACCACAGAGCCUGGACUGAAUAGAACCACCACAGAACCUGGACUGAAGAGAAGCACCACAGAACCUGGACUGAAGAGCUACGGUUCCAAUCCAAAGCCAGGCCUCACACCUCUAUUCUCUUGCAACCAUAUCUAGAUGGUUUUCCAGACCAGGAACUUUAGCUUUGAGUAAAUGCUGGAAUAUAUGUGUUAUUUUCUUAUUAUGAUGAUAAAUGGGAUGGGUUAUGCUUCUGCUUUUUUUCAAUGGGAUUCUCCCAUUUCCAUAUUUGUUUCUUGUGUCCCAAUCUGUUUCCUAUCUGUAGUUUAAGAUUACAUUUCUGAUCUGUUUCUAUGGGGUUUUGCCAUAUACAGAUGUUUUAUAACAUCAAUAGUACUACUUUCCUCAGUAACUAAUGUGGAUAAUAUUGAUAACAGCUUUCUAUAAUUUGUUCAGCUUUUGGGCCAAGUUUCUCCUGAUGUGUUUAAUGAUUUACUUUGUAUUGCUGUCAGACAUUAUUACUUAUUUUUAUGUUUUAUAUUACGUAAUCCUAUAUUGUUUUAUUUUAUUUUAAAAAAUGUAAUCAGUACAUUACAUACAUUUAAGCAUUUGCAGUUUUUUACAUGUUAUAUUAAUUAUAAUUGUAUAUUAAAAUUGUAUAUUAAAAA
This is a messenger RNA of Oncorhynchus nerka (sockeye salmon), 6228 nucleotides long. Its product is annotated as sialoadhesin-like. Lineage: Eukaryota; Metazoa; Chordata; Actinopteri; Salmoniformes; Salmonidae. The record is from RefSeq and is a predicted model, not a curated record.